ACUCAUUCGUGUUCGUACCGUCGUCGAGUGACCAACGUUUUUUCGGUGAAAAAAAACCCCUCAACAGAAAUCCCAAGAAUAACCAAAGGAAAAGCAUAGCAGGCAGCAGCAGCAGAGUCCACAAGCAGCAGCAGUGCAAAACUCAAUUCAAAUUGAAAAAGCAAAAUCUCAUACACUUUUCGGCCUAUGACAAUAAUACAAACGCACUUUCUUCGCUACGCAUUAUCCAGGUGCGUGUGCGUAUAGAGAGUGAGAGAGACAGUGAGAGAGUAAGAGAGGUAUAGACAUAGAGAGAGAGAGAGAGAGAUAUACAUAUAGAGAGAUAGAGUGGAAACGGAAGCGAACUGAAAGCGCGUGUGAUUCCCUGUGUGUGUCCCUGGUUGUUGCUCCCAAAAGGAAAACACAAAAAAAAAGCAAUAAAAUAAGUAAACUUAAAUUUUAAGAAGGAAGAAUAUACAUAAGCCUACGUGCGCGUGUUGAAUUUAAUUUGUAUUUUCUGGUACAACAUCAAAAGCAUUUCCCUAUGAUUGGCUCAUUCUGGAAUCUGUGCAGAGCGUGCCCAUCAAUGCCGGUCGACAAGCAGCUCCACUCGGAGUAUCGGAGCACUUAUCGUUGGCAUGAAUUUACGGGCAAUUCGCGGCCAGAGGUUGUGCGACGGGCGCCAGCCCCAAAUCAAAGUCAAUUUGAUGGUCCGACAAAUGAGCCGUCAAUGCCGCGUCGGAAAAAAUGUCCAGAAUUAGCAUAUAAAUCGCACGAGUUUAUUAUAGGUUCGGAAUAUACAGAUGCACGACGAGAUCCCAGUGCACAUCGUCUGGCGAGGUCGGAGGAGCGGGGCGCGACACCUUCGCGUCGCAGCAAAUCGGAGGGACCACCCGUUGUGCCCAAUGGACGUGCCUAUCCCGCUGCAACGGAGAUCGAUGGAGCCACAAGAAAACAGGCGGGUGAGUCAAAUGGCCUAUUUCGAAAGACCAUCUCAAAACUGAGCACAGAGUACCGCCUGCAAUUCGUUUGGCCGAAUGUCCGGCGGAUUAAGGGCGGCGGCGAGGCGACGUCUAAGGCCGCGGCCGGCGAUUACCCUCGAAAGAGUAUCUCAUUGGGCGCCCUGCGAUCCAGUCAGAGCCACAGUCACACUCAGAGCCAGAAUCAGAGUCUAAACCAGACCCAGACACACGGCCACAGUCAAACCCAUCAUUCAGUGAUGGGUGCAGGUCUACCAACGGUGCAUAAAAAACGUACAACAAAUCAGAAAGAAGCUACUCUUCAUGAGUUGGAGCCGUUGGUUAGCGAUACGGAUGAUAGAAAAACACACGAGAAACAAGUGACCAUCGUGGAGCGCAAGUCACGACCUUUCUCGCAGGCCAUCGAUCACGAGCGUCUGAAUCAUUUUAUUACGAAAAAGGAGAACUUUGGUUUUGCCGAUGCAGCUUUCAAGGAUGAGGUGGACAAUAAGCAUGGACAUUCAGCCGAUGCCGGCCAAGUGGUGGUCAUGAAUGGUACCGAUCCUCCGCACUCUAAACCGAAUUUGGAUUUGUGGUUCAAGGAUAUGGUUGAGCUACGCAAAAAGGCAGGGGAAUAUAAGAGCCGUGGUUGGGGCAGGGAAAUUGAUCCGGAAUUGUACAAGAAGCAAAAGGAUCUAUGGGAUCAGGUUUCAAGGCGCAGCUCACUUUCAGCAUUAUCUUUAGCUUCGACUGUACAUAGACCCAUUACAAAGGAGGAGAAGGAUCAGGAAAAUAAUAAGAAAUCAGCACCAUUGCCGAAGACACCACUUAAGCCCCGAGUUCCUGGUCAAGCCUAUUUGGUUGAUAAUAAAGAUGAGAUUUCAGCACUGCCAGCGCGUUUUAGUAAUAUACGCCAUCAUUUAGAACGCACCACGGGUCCGGAUGUGGAAGAGGGCGCCUUGCUGCCUUCGCCGACCCGUGAGAAAUUAAUGCCAGCCAUAACCAAGAGGGAAUCGGAAUCGCAGAGAGGUAGCCCCAAGAAGACGGCUCUCUCCAGGCAUGGAUCACCUCAGAAGGGCAGUCCCCAAAAGGGCAGUCCUAAAAAGGUUCUGAAAUCGCGGUCCCAAUCAGUGGGUCCGGGCGUUGCUGAGAAUGAAUCCCCGAAGCGCCAGAUACGGUCGGCCUCACAGGCCCCUCCGGCGAGCCGCAAAAAGACACCAACUUCAGCUACGACAGCGGCCGGAAGCGAGCGUAAGACACGCCCAUCCACCCUAUCCACAACAUUCCAAUCCCGCAUUAAAAGUAGUUCCCUGCCACCGCCUAAUGGUAGAGUAGCCUCUGCGCCGCCAGCAACUGCAAAAGCAACAGCAACCCGAGCAGCAUCUGCAACAAAAUCAACUUUAAAUGCUAAUCAGCCUCAUGCCAGUCAAUCACGAACAUCACAAGCCAAGACAGCCCAUGGACCCAGCAGAUCCAACAAAAUUCAGAAAUCAUCUGCAACACCGGGACAACAGCAGCAGCAGCAACAGAAAGAGCAGCAACAGCAAAUGCGUAAGACAGACAAAGAUAGAUCGAAUAUUAGUUGCAUUGGUUUUGGUAGUACUGUUGGUGCUGGUAGCGGUAGUCAGAUGAAUAGUGUCAAAAAUCAACAGAACAAACAAAAGCAACAGCAACUACAGCAGCAGCAGCAACAAAAGAUUGCUACAACAUCAGACAAAACACAAGAGGCAACAUCAACAACUGUAGCAGCAGCCACAGCUACAGCAGGCACAUCUCAACCAAUAGUUCAAUCAACAGCUCAAUCAGCAUCUCCUCAAUCAGCAACAUCCUCGUCUCAAAAUCCCAUCCGGCCUGCAACCAUCAACAUCAAACGGCUUACGGUACAAGGUCAGGAUAGAAAAUUGGCUGAAAACGAUGGCGAGGAUGGUCGUGAGACUGCAAUUUCCAUUUCCAGCUGCAGUCCACAGCCGCCUGUGGUGCCCGAGGUGCCCGAGGAGCCAUUGGUGAAGUCACCACCAGAACCCACUAGGGUAAAGUCCCCGGAGCAGAUUAUAAUGCGUUCACCCGAUCCAGUGAACUGGACCGUGCCCUUGGAUACGGGCAAGACGUUCACGGUUACCCAGAACGUUAAAGACGGGGAGAGCUAUAGCCGACCUCAGAGCGAGAUAAAAGCCUCUACUCCGGUGGAGAAACCACCACCGCCACCACAAUCGGCACCGCCACAACUAACCGAACAGGCUAAAAUGGACGCCUGGAAGUCGUCCAGUCCUACGACCAGUGGAGGCGCUGUCUAUGGCAAGACCCUAACGCCCCAUGUAGCCCCAGGUGGGGCUGUGCGCCAGCAACAGACUGUGGAUCUACCGCAGGAUCAGGUCAUGUCAUCGUCCUCGUCAACGGGCACUGCUUCGACGGCUCGAACCACAGCUGCCGAGGUCCUGGAGAAGGCGCGCGACCGUUUCGAUCGAUUCUGGGGCAGCAGCGCCAGCAAGGAGGAAAGUGUGUAGGCGACAGACGAGCAGGCGCUCGCAGGAAAAGCAUGAAAGUGCAAGCAAUUAUAAUACGUAAAACAGCCUACAACCAAAAAUGACAUUAUGCAAUACCUAAACAUAUAUGAAUAAUACUCUCUUGAAUACCCAAAAGCUAUGCAAAACCCCACUUUGACUAUGCUUGAACUUUUGAUUUCAUAGCAAUUUCAUGAAAAUGCAUGAAAACCUAUUAAAAUAAUUUCCACAAAACACUUUCACUGCCUUUUCCCACAACACAAAAAAAAAAAACAUCAUACUGUUGUUUUCCAUUGACAAAACCAAGAGAACUUUGCAAUAUUUUGAAAACAUCAUGAAAUCAUACAAU
This is a messenger RNA of Drosophila guanche, 3788 nucleotides long. Its product is annotated as serine/arginine repetitive matrix protein 1. The coding region runs from base 524 to 3442 and encodes 972 amino acids. Gene Ontology annotation, molecular function: microtubule binding. Lineage: Eukaryota; Metazoa; Arthropoda; Insecta; Diptera; Drosophilidae. The record is from RefSeq and is a predicted model, not a curated record. The transcript is spliced from 16 exons. Gene Ontology annotation, biological process: negative regulation of centriole replication.